Molecule: messenger RNA, 790 nt
Organism: Saccostrea cuccullata (small rock oyster)
Lineage: Eukaryota; Metazoa; Mollusca; Bivalvia; Ostreida; Ostreidae
Exons: 5
Coding region: 35-790 (251 amino acids)
Source: RefSeq, a predicted model, not a curated record
CGGUCUCAAUGUCACGGUGCGUCCAAGUGCCGGAAUGAAAUUCUUCAAGGCCGUGUCGGGGGUGGAAGUCAGCGGACACGAGGUCAAACUAUCGGACCGUGUAUUUAUGACCUUGAAAUUAGAUGCUGAGUACCAAGAUGACUUCGACAUAAAGGCGAAGUACUGCGCAGCCGGAAGUAUCAUUAUAAUUGACAACUUCUGCUCUAUUGAUCCGAGUCUUUUCCCGAACUUUUGGAGAAUGAGGCGGGGUUUUCUAAUCUCCGAGUUUGGAGCCUUUCGGGAGACAUCGUUACAAGGUGGUGUAGUCACAAUGAACUUCACAUGUGUUCUGGAACUGUGCAAAGAUUACUGCAACCCGUCAUUAUGUGGUGAUGUGUACGAUGGGUGGGGUAGAAAAAGACGGGGAACAAAAGAAGCAGGAAGUCAUCUGGGAUACAUUAUUACUUCUGGUUCAUCACGUGAGUACCAGCGCAGCCGGAAGAAGAGACAAUCAAGACGCAGAGAUGACGAUAUCAACGUCGGGGCAAGAAUUGAUAUCGUGGACAAAUACUCCAGGAUAAAGGUUAUAACCAAUGAUGAUUUCUGCUGGCAGAUCUCCUCCUUCGUUUUCCUUAACGUUGGGCUCGGGCUCUGUUUGUUGGCUACCUCUGGCGGAUGCAUGUACCUGAGCUUCCGCAUAUCAGUUUACAAGAACAUCAUCCAGAACCUCAAAGCCAGUAUGAAUGGAUUUUCGGCACGUGAUGUGUUGGAUCUAAAACGAGGUCAUAGCAUUCGGGGGAAUACAUGUUGA